AUGGCGCUAGCGCUACUGAUGUAUUGGUUUGCACUCAUUCUGACUGGCAUCGCUACCAUUCACAACCAGUUCGGAUUGGCAGAAGCAGCGUUUUAUAAUUUAGGUGUCAUUUACGGACUGUCAGGAAAAAACAUACCAGACCCAUAUUCUACAGUCGACCUCUAUGAAAAUGUUGGUAGUAGGAAAAUAAGACUUAUGGAGCACAAUGAUUACGUGAAGCUAGCUCUAAAUAACACCGGCCGUUUUGAAGUUAGCAUCGGCGUUAGAAAUGAUGAAUUACCUGAGAUUGCGUCAAGUAUCCAUGCUGCAGAAUCAUGGUACGAACUCAGAGUGAAACCCUACCAUCGUGGACUGGUAUUCGACUAUAUAGUUGUCAGAAACGACGCCAUUCCUGGUCCCUACAGCGCGUACCUGGCACUAGCAUUAGAACACAUGAUGGAAGUGAUCAGUGCAUUUGAAGAAGGUACUCCUACAAAGAGGACCACUAUAGUGUCCGAUUCUAUUCUAAACCCUAGAUUUCCAUCUUGGGUUGCUGCAUUUAAACCAGAGAUAAAACUAUACAUGGAAAAGGUCCUCAAAGUGAUAAGAAGAAGUAGGGUCCAGCCACUACUUAUGGUCAAUGUGUUUCCAUACUAUGAUUAUGCAGCAGGGAUUAUACCCAAAGAUUUUGCAGUAUUUGGCAGACAAACCCUACUUUUGGGACCGUAA
Molecule: messenger RNA, 708 nt
Organism: Carya illinoinensis
Lineage: Eukaryota; Viridiplantae; Streptophyta; Magnoliopsida; Fagales; Juglandaceae
Product: probable glucan endo-1,3-beta-glucosidase BG4
Exons: 1
Coding region: 1-708 (235 amino acids)
Biological process (GO): carbohydrate metabolic process
Cellular component (GO): plasma membrane
Molecular function (GO): hydrolase activity, hydrolyzing O-glycosyl compounds
Source: RefSeq, a predicted model, not a curated record